Fusarium oxysporum Fo47 is the source of this 1149-nucleotide messenger RNA. Its product is annotated as S-adenosyl-L-methionine-dependent methyltransferase. Bases 1 to 1149 code for a protein of 382 amino acids. The record is from RefSeq and is a predicted model, not a curated record. The transcript is spliced from 4 exons. Lineage: Eukaryota; Fungi; Ascomycota; Sordariomycetes; Hypocreales; Nectriaceae.
AUGGGCGACAAGACUAGUAUCAUCAUUGACGAGGCCAAGGCCCUUGGAGAGAAGAACAAAGAGCAUUUCGACCAAGUCGCCGCUGAAGUGUUCAAGCACCCAUGGAUUCAGCGGCUAUGUAAUCAGAUAUCUGACGAGCUGCGCGAGCAGAUUGACUGGAUUGGUAUUCCCGAAAGGCCUGAAGGGAACAGAAUACUUGAUUAUGCCUGCGGCAACGGUGUUGCUUCUCGUGCACUCGCCCCAUAUGUGUCCACUAUCCGAGGUAUUGACAUCUCCUCCAAGAUGGUUGAGCAAUACAACAUGCUUGCGGAACUCUGCGGGUUCAGUGCAGACAAAAUGAGAGCUAUACACGGGGACUUGAUGAAUCCCGAAGCAUCGCCUUCCUCAGAACUCAGCACUCCAGAGUUCAACGACUUUGAUCUCAUUGCCAUGUGUAUGGCUCUCCAUCACGUACAGGACUAUGCAGCUAUGAUUCAAAAGCUGAGCGAAAAGCUUCGUCCUGGUGGCGUCCUCCUAAUCAUCGACUUGGUUGCUUCCUCAGAGAGUGGCUGCCCUGAAGCCACUAUGGCUAAAGAGUUGUCUAACCAUACCAUGUCAAAAAUGGGCUUUACUGAGAUGGAGGUCAAGACUGCAUUUGAGAAAGCUGGCUUGGAGGGUUGGUCUUGGAGGUGGUGCUCUGAGAGAUCCCAGGUCCCUGAAGAGAUAGGCGGUGAACAGCAAGGCUUUUUCGCCCGAGGUUUCACCAUGGGUAUGCCAUAUUCAAAACAAGUCCACGCGGCAUUCGAUCAAGUCACGCCGCUCGUGGCCGCUGGUUUCGAAGUCCUCCGCACGACCAAAAACAUCGCUGUCUUUCUUGCCUUCCUCCAAGUAUUCGUGGCCAUCAUAUUGACUCUUACGCUAUUAGCGAUCCUUGCGGUGAUUUAUUCUGUCAAUCCAGACUUGGAACAGGAACGUCGUGCGCUGGUCACGCCAUGCAUGCAGUGGAUAGCGAGCUGGGUGAUAGAGUAUGGAGCUUUAACGGCCUGGAUUUUGAAGGUCCUUCUGGUUCUCGGUACUGCCGGACUGGGGAUAUUUCUCUGGCAAGGGUCUACUACGGAUGUCAUUCCGGAGGUUGAAGGCGAGGAUGACACUCCUGAAGAUAUUGAGUGA